AUGGAGAACCUGGAGGCCAUCGACAAGCUUCCUGGUGGUCUCCGCCAUCUGAGAGUGCGCGAUUCUGACGAGUUGGAAAAGUACAAGAUCCCUUGCGCGACGGUUCCUCGUCCGCCCUUCAACACUACCGGAAAGGAGAUCGACGUCACUUUGAACGCGUAUCCGAUCCUCAAGUACCCGAGCAGGAAAAUCUACCAGUACGACGUCCAAAUCGGCGACGGUGCUGAGAAAAAUGCCGUCAUCAAGAAAGUCUGGGAGUCGAGUGUGAGGAAGGCUGUCCUCAAGAAUAUCAUUUUCGAUGGGCAGAAACUUGCAUGGACCUUGAACGAUCACAAGGAUGGUCUCAAUGUCAUGGUCGACCUGGACGCUGAACAAGGCCGUCGCCCAGGUCCCAAUUCCAAACCCAACACCUUCCGUCUACUGGUACGCCCUACCAAAACUGUCGAUCUUUCCGCCUUGAAUCUCUGGCUGCAGGGACGCGCGGAAAUGUCGGAGAAUGUCCUGCAGGCAUUGAAUUUCCUUGACCACGUCCUUCGGGAACAUCCCUCGAGCAAGUACGUGGCAAUCAAACGCUCGUUCUUUGACCCCGAGGGCGCUUGCCAGGAUCUAGGUCAAUGCGUUUAUGCCUUCAAAGGAGUCUAUCAAGCUAUUCGCCCGGCGUUGAACCGUGGACUCGUCGUAAACAUUGAUGUUUCGAACACUUGCUUCUGGUCUCGCUGUGGUGUGAUGCAGGUAGCUAUUGCUGUCCUGGAUGCCAGAGAUAUCCAGGAGGUUAUGCACAGAUGCAAACCUGUUUCCGACAAACAUGGCGGCACGACCGAAUCCCUCGAUUUCUUCACGGUUCAUCGCAGGCUGCGAAAGCUUGUGGUGCAAGCUCACUACAAGGGCUGUCCAUGCACUGGCGUGAACUUCACGAUUAAAGGCUUGAUCAACGCCAAUGCCCGCCAGUACAUUCUCGAAAUCAAGGACAAAGCUACGGGGACGGUUGAGAACAUGAGUGUUGAGCAGUACUUUAAGAAGAAGUACAACAUCUUUCUCGACUAUCCCGAGCUUCCGAUGGUUGAGAUGACCAAGAAAGGUGUACUCUAUCCUAUGGAGCUCUUGAGUAUUCAUGGCUUCACUCGUUAUCCUUGGAAGUUGAACGAGUAUCAGACCUCGGCUAUGAUCAGAUACUGCGCUUCUCGCCCUGCCGAGAGACUGAAUUCGAUCCUGGGUAAUAAGAAGAUGAUGGAUCACUCUAAUGACCCUGUCCUUCGUUUCUUCGGACUACAGAUCGACAAUAGCAUGAUCCGAGGCAAAGCUCGUCUUCUGCCAAGCCCCGAUAUCCAGUUUGGUGCCAAUCAACGCCACAACCCUGGGACCAACGGCCGCUGGGAUCUCCGUGGUAAGAAAUUUUACCAGACCAAUCGACGCCCUCUUGAAACUUGGGGUGUCGGUUAUUUCGUCGGCAAGCGCGGUGCGGCCAAUAAAGCUCAGGUCGAAGCGUUCUGUGAUGGUCUCAUGAAGGCUUAUGCCGGACAUGGCGGACAAGUGGCACGGCGCCCAGUCGUUGUUGAACUCAGAGAGGACAUCGGUGAGGCUAUCAAAAAGCUUCAUGACACAGUCGUCGCCAAGUGCAAUAAACAAAUUCCUCAGCUUCUCUUGGUCGUGGUUCCCAACAAGGAUUCCUUUGCUUAUACCCGAAUCAAGAAAUCGUGUGACUGUCGCUUUGGCAUUCCUUCCCAGUGUGUGCUUGCGUCGCACGUUAUGAAGGGGAACCCCCAGUAUUACUCCAACGUUCUCAUGAAGAUAAACGCCAAACUCGGUGGGACCACAGCACGCGUGGUUUCGAAGGUCUCGGGCGCCACUCUGCGGCCCAAGUCAAUGAUUAUCGGCGCGGAUGUGACUCACUCUCCUAUGGGCAGCUGGACACCUUCCAUGGCAGCUGUAUCGGUUUGCAUGGAUGACUUCGGAGGCCGUUAUUUCGGUGCUUGUGAGGCCAACGGCGAUCGUGUUGAGAUUAUCAACCGUUCCAAUCUGGAGAUCAUGCUGACUCCGUUGAUUCGUGAAUGGAUGUCCACUGUUGGGCAAGGACGUGCCCCAGAGCAUGUCUACUAUUUCCGUGAUGGUGUCUCGACAGGACAGUUUGAGCACGUCCUCAAAAACGAGGUCUUUGAUAUGAAGUCAAUCUUCAUGAAACUUACUCAGGACAGAUGGACCGGCAAGUUCACUGUGGUUAUCGCCAAUAAACGUCAUCACCUUCGUGCCUUCCCCCGACCCGGCGACCGCAAUGCCGCUGACAAGAAUGGGAACCCGUUACCCGGUACUUUGAUUGAGAAGGAUGUGACUAGCCCUCACGACUGGGACUUCCUUCUUUACUCUCACAUCGCGCUUCAGGGUACUUCGCGUCCUGUCCACUACCACGUUAUCCUGGACCAAAUUGGGCACAAAGCGCACGAGCUGGAAAACUUGAUCUAUGAGCAUUGUUACCAGUACAUGCGGUCGACAACCUCGGUUUCACUCCACCCUGCGGUUUACUAUGCGCACUUGAUCGCUGCCCGAGCUAAGCACCACGAAGACGUGCCUGCGAGCUCGGGCCCUCAGAGCGGACCAACCGUUAAGCUUACAAACCCUAAGCCGGAGAACCGCCAAGCCGAUGCCCGCCUUUUGCCUAUGGUGGGCAAUGCGAACAGACUUCCCUUCUCGAUGUGGUACAUCUGAGACGGAUCUUGCGUGAUCUUGGUGACGACGGGAUAAGAAGAGGAGGGAGAGAAUGG
Messenger RNA from Aspergillus homomorphus CBS 101889, 2756 nucleotides. Its product is annotated as putative eukaryotic translation initiation factor eIF-2C4. The transcript is spliced from 6 exons. Gene Ontology annotation, molecular function: RNA binding; protein binding. NCBI's taxonomy places the organism in Eukaryota, Fungi, Ascomycota, Eurotiomycetes, Eurotiales, Aspergillaceae. The record is from RefSeq and is a predicted model, not a curated record. Bases 1 to 2700 code for a protein of 899 amino acids.